Daphnia magna is the source of this 6220-nucleotide messenger RNA. RefSeq names its product toll-like receptor 3 (gene conv). Gene Ontology annotation, molecular function: protein binding. The record is from RefSeq and is a predicted model, not a curated record. Lineage: Eukaryota; Metazoa; Arthropoda; Branchiopoda; Diplostraca; Daphniidae. Gene Ontology annotation, cellular component: extracellular matrix.
UUGGGUUUUUUUCAAAAUUUGGCUACUAAUGGAGCGAACAGAAUAAUCUUUUAGAGGUUGAAACAAUGACUUUUUAAGAGUAAAUUUUAUUUUGUAGAAAAGGUUUAAAAAUGAUUACGUACCGCCUCAUCGAACUCGUAUUAAAAGGAUGCAGUCUAGUUGUGCGCCGAGGUCACGAGAACGUCCAAAUCCUAUUGCAAUUUUUAUCGUUUUGGUUUUGCACAAAAAGAUGACUAUCUUAUCGCAACAAAGAUGUACCUUGAAAAAGCUCAUACUGCGCGUCAAACAAUCGUUACAGUGGUUGGCCAAAAUAUGUAUAUCCUUUUCUAAUCUUUUUGAAUCAAGUGCCCAAAAAGUUGAAGCGAAACGUGUUUCAUUUUUUCCUGUUCCUAACCAGACAGCUUUUUUUUUUCCAUUUUUUAAUGGCGGAAGUUAUUGCAGGUUUAACCUAUUUCCGCGUGUACAAACGCAAGUGGAUGGAAACAAAAAGUGGAAAAUGCGUUACCGCUUUCUCUUCUUCGUUUAGUCCCGCAUUUGACGACUGAAUGCUGCAAUUUUCGGCCGUCAGGGUUCCCAAACAUCUCGUAAAUAUCGUCUUCAAGUAUAGAAAAUUUAAUGAGAUGCAGACAAGGACGAGAUGUUUGGAAACAAUGCGAUAAUUACAUAGAAAAACAACACAAACAAGUUUCGCUACAUCAAAACCUAAAUGUGGAUCCGGGAUGUAGUUGACUCAUCUGCAUCGAAAGAUGCUGGGUUGUUGCCGUGUGGGGUGCAGUCAAGUCGCCAGACGCGUUUUUUUUUUUUCUCCUCUCCAGGUUAUUCCUCCGCUUCCAAGGACGUUUAUUUCAGAGGGAAUAAUGACUCCAAAGUUUUUUCAACCACAGCAACUAUUCGAGCUCGGAAAAUGCCAGAGGGAAAAUGAUGUUGUUUUUAUUCGCGUCCAACACGUCAAAGUGGAAAUCUGUUGGCUGUGUGUUGCAUAUUUGCACCUGUUGACCGGUCGGAAAAUGAAAUUGUUGCAGUAAUGGUAACAACGUACUUAAAACCUUCUGACAACUCUACAAUUUUGGUUUAUAGCGCGUGUUUGACUUUCAUUGCCAAAUGCCGGCCUUGGAAGAGUCCUUAACGUUUCGCAAAGCUUAAGCUAAGUAGUCAACAGGUAUGAGCUACCGUUGGAACCAUUUGCUAAGCUUCUUAUAACCGGAGUUUAUUCCAUUUCCUCGUCUCCAAAGUUUCCUUUCCCAAGGACGCUUUGAAUGACCAUUUCAAGCUAGCGGGCACCUUGGACAGUCACACACACAACCAAACAACCUUUCUUUUCAUCUUCCAAUUUGCCGUUUCUGGCAUACUUAAACGAAAGUGAUGGUGUGUGUGUGUGUGUUGUAUUGCAAUGACCUCGACAGAGACGCUUGUUUUUAUCAACAUGGAGCUACGGCCAAAUUUUAUUUGCCCACUUUCCAGUGUAUAAUGGUGCUGAUUUAGGGAAAAGGAGAGGCUGGCAGUACCGUCCUUUAUCCGUUCAUUACGAACAACUUUACAUGAGAAGAUAUGAUCAAUCGUUGGGCGUUUAUGCGGCAAAAAGACGAGUGUAUCACGUAGAAAGUGAGAAUUGCAGUUGGUGCUGACUCAACGGGAGCGCGGCAAGUACGUAUUUUUAUGUGCAAAUAACGAGAUUCUUUAUUUAGAAAAUUGUCGAGCAAUGGGCGUCGUUCUGCAUCAAUUUGCCAGUUAACGUUGGAGAAAAUUUCUUUCUUUGCUUUCGUCAUCGUUUUCCCAGCUGCCGCGUUAGCACCCCUGCUGAAAUGAAUGUUUUCAUCCUCCUUCCGACGCCCUUUUUCGGAUUAUUUAUAUUUUAGAGAUUCUGGAAGGUAUCAAAAGAAGUGGUACAAGUGUUGUUGGCCUGCGGAGGUGAGGGGGUGGCUUCGAAAGUGGGUCAUUGGCCUAACGGGGUUGGCAUCCAUUCGGCAGGUCUAUACCAGCAGCUUGCGUCGAAAUCCCCAAGUUGAGCUCCAACUCUCGUCAAGACUCCACGUGUUUUGUGUGUGUGUGUAUACUUCAUUCGCUCACGCAGUGCAGUCAAAGCUUGUUUGUUUAAUCGCAGUGAUACUUCCGUGACAAUUCUCGCAUCAAAUCACAAAAAGAAAUCGCUGAAAAUAAUCGGACCAAGCUCUGGUAUUCUAAGACAUAAUUUGAGAGCCCUACUUUUGCGUUUAACCGACUGGCCUAAAUUUUGUCGCGUACCAAUUGUUUGGCGAACUAAGAUUUCGUUCGUUCAAAGAAUUUCUCCGUUAGUUGGUUUAUUUCGAUAUCGAGGGUACCUAUUUCACGUGAGGUCGACUUCCCCUUGUGUUUACGUAGGAAAAUGGCGUGGGAUAACUGAAGUUGUUUUUCUGCCUUUCAAACAGCUGACUGAGAGAAAUCGCCGAGUUUAACACAGAGAGUGAAAGUCAUGCGAGUGUGUACAGGGAGUGGAAGCGGCCAGUGAAAAGUGAAAGAGUCGAGUUUUCCUUUCCUUUAAUUUAAUUCUUGCGCAGACACACGCACCCACUCAUAGUCGGGGCAUACUCCGAAUACAAAAGCGACAGGCGAACUUUUGGCUGGCCUUGACUCUGCCCAGCCCACCUUUCUUUUUCUACUUGCAACAGACGUCUUUUAUUCUCACACAAUCAGCAAGUGACUCGUGAAAAAUCUCACCACCACCAAGAAUGUCUUCCCGGAUCCUCUUCCUGCUACCCUUUUUGUUUUUACUUCACCUUCAAGUUUCCUAUUGCGUUUACAUUCCACCCGGACCGAAAUAUCCGUGUCCGCAAGAACCAAGGCUUAUCUAUCCAUGCCUCUGCAUUCGAGGUGCCGAUACUGGUCUGGUGGUACACUGCAAUCGAACUAAUUUGGCUACAUUGUCUGUUGGACUCAAUAACGCCGGGGCACCAAUCGAUGAGCUACUUAUUUCCCAUUCUCGCAUCACUCGGUUGUACGGGCCAUUGUUCCAUAAUGUCGAGAUUCGUCGACUCGUCAUCAUUGACACGCCUCUGAAUUAUAUUGAAGAUGACGUCUUCCUUGGUGUAUCGAACUCGACGCUCGUCAUGCUUAACCUCACGCGGACGGAGCUGGUAGAAAUACCCGAGGGUCUAAAGAAACUCUCGUCUUUGACCGUUUUGCGAGUGGAUCAAAGCAAACUCGAUAACAUUUCUAGUCGAGCGUUUGCCGGCCUUCAUUUGGAAGACUUGCGUUUGAUAAACGCCAACAUCUCGCAACUGAUGCCAGAGGCUUUUGCUGGCCUCGACAAGUUGAAAACUCUCGACUUGCACGGCAAUCAGUUAAAGGAAAUACCAAAAGGUAUUUUCCAACCUCUUCGCAACCUGGAAGUGCUCGACGUCGGCCACAACUUCCUGUCGAAAUUACAGCCGACCUACUUUUCCGAUCUCGCUAAGCUUAUCAACGUUAACGUGUCACACAACGGACUGACUGAAUAUCCUCGAGGAGUCUUUGCACGCAACACGGUGUUGCGAGUAAUCAAUUUGAGUGGGAAUAAAAUUCAGAAAUUGGAUUCGAAUUCUUUUCGCGGCAUGCGAUUCCUUCGUCGACUCUAUCUCAACGACAACAACAUUAGCGAUAUUGGCAGGGGAACAUUUGGUGCCGUUUCUCGUAUCGGCACCAUCGAUUUGGCACGUAAUUUUCUGCAAAAGAUCGACUUUCAAAUGUUCCACGAGUUAAACCUUUGCGAACAUAUUGAUGUGUCCGAUAAUCGAAUCACCAAGAUCGAGAAAGCGGCUUUCAAAGAUAUCUACCUGGCCAAAGUCAACAUCAGUUACAACCAACUGGAAAUAGUGGAAGCGGGAGCGUUUGUCAACUGCGCCAAUAUGACAUUGCUAGACUUUUCGCACAACAAUCUGACGGGAUUUUCGCGCACUGCUUUCGAUUCCACCACGUAUCCGUUCGAGCUACGUCUCGAUUUCAACCAAAUCACCAAUCUUUCGCAUGUUCCUUUUGACUUCAUGACGGGCAUCGCAAUAUUGAACGUCAGCUACAACCAAUUGCAGGUGGUACCGAAGAGGACCUUUCCCAAGUUGUACGAGCUGCACACUGUCGAUUUUUCGCACAAUCAGCUGACUGAAAUUGAUGGCGCGACAAUGUCCAACUUGUUUACUCUGCGGUACUUAAACCUCAGUCAUAACAACAUGGGAUCGCUGAGUGGCUCAUCCAUUGGUAAUAUGCCGACAUUGAUUGAACUGGAUUUCAGUCACAAUCAAGUGAAAGACGUAGCUAGAAGCGCAUUUACUCGCCUUUCAUCAAUCCGUUGGCUUUCACUGGAACAUAAUUUCAUUUCAAACAUCUUCACGUUGCCUAUUUCAUUGCUGGAACUCAACCUGGCCAACAACCGUGUGUCGAAAAUCCCGGCCAACCGCAUUUGGCCGGUAAUGAACUCACUGCUCUUACUGGAUCUGAGCAACAAUGAAAUUGGCGAUAAUCUAGAAUCGGGUAGUUUCGCCAAUCUCAUCAGCUUGCAAAGACUUGAUUUGAGAAAUAACUCGAUUCGGAACAUACCUUAUCAAGCACUCGCCGAUUUGAAUACUAUUCAGUACAUCUUCCUCGAUUUCAACAACAUAACCGAGUUGAACCGAGGUGCGUUUGGCCGUCUUCCCAUUGUCUUCCAAUUAGGUCUGAGUCACAACAACAUUAGCCAAGUCAGUGAGAAAGCCUUCGAAGGACUUCUCCAACUCCUUCAUCUCAACAUGAGCUUCAACGUCAUCUCUUCCAUACCCACGGGAGCUUUUCACGGUCUGGUGUCGUUGAGGACGCUAGAUCUCUCGCAUAACACCAUAGAAAGGCUGGACAAUAAAACACACUCGCUGCUGGAAGAUUGCCUCUCUCUUGAAAGGAUCAACUUGACACACAAUCAGAUAUCGUUCAUCUCGCCCAAAACGUUUCCUGAGAGUCCGUGGAUCCCAUAUCGGUUGUCUGAAAUUGACUUGUCCUUCAAUCAGAUGCCGGUUCUGUCUAAAGAGAUCCUCAUCGGAACAAAAAAAGUUCGCCAACUUAACCUUAGAGGAAAUAUGCUGAAUGAAAUUCGAAAAGGUGUACUUACGAACAUGACCAGCUUGGAAUCUCUUGAUUUGGCCUACAAUGGACUAACGCAUUUAACGAAAGGCUUGUUGGGCCCGUUGCCUAAUUUGACUCAAUUGGAUUUAAGUCAUAACUUAAUGGUUGAUAUUCCUAUUGACGAAAUCGUUGCUUCGCCUCGGCUCAAAAUAGUCAACUUGCGCUCCAAUCGCCUGACGCGCUUUUACGACGAAUUCAUGUCGUUGAUAGAGAACAAUUCCACCCAAGUCUUUAUGGAAGGCAAUCCAAUUGCCUGCGACUGCCGACUGAGGCCUUUGCAGUUUUGGUUGAGUGGCAUCGAUCUACGAGACGAUAACCCUUGGAGUCAAACUCUAUGCCAAGAACCGCAUUUGCUGGCCGGUCAAACUUUGGCAUCCGUUGACGACGAAUCAUUGACGUGUGGUCGCAGCGUGAAUAACAAGGCCAAGUACGCCAUCGUCAAAGAUGUCGUCUUUCGGGAGGUGACGAGUUUGGGCUCAUCCAUCACGUACAGCUGGUACGUGCAAACGCGACAAGACGUGGGUGACUUUUCUGUUGAGGUCCGUCCCAUGUUGAAAGAAUCGCAGCAGCCGGGCCAACCAGAUCUGGUCAGUUCUCCAGUCAUUUCUAAAGACGUAGGCUACGGUUUGCGUUCAGAUCAAAUCGAUGGUAUCGAUCGACCUAGCCAGUAUGUCGUAUGCAUUAGAGCUCGAGACAGCUUGGGCUACCUCCGACCUUGGAAACCCAAUCAGUGCCAACCGGUAAUUAGUAGCCAUGCUUCUAAGGCGACUAUGCGAAAUUUCGCGUCGUUCUUUUUUCUCGUCGCGGCGAUUCACGUCUUCCUCGGCUUUGCCCGUUGACAUUUCCCAUCACCUUGAAGUGCCCACACAACUCGAAAGGAUGAGCCUGUUUCGAUGCCAAGGUUUUGGUUUUGUGAUAAUAAUUAUUAUACAAGCUGCACUCGUGUUAUUGUUUCGCCUAUGCUUUCGUUUUCACACGAAAAACUACUCAUCAUCAUAGCAUAUAUAUAUUACUUGCGUCGUCGUUAUACGUGGGCUAUGACUGUACGAAUUUGAUUGGAGAUACACUGUUCUAUUGUCGUUAUUUGCUAAAAAUAAAAAUAAAGAAAGUCAUUCUGCGA